AUGGAAAGUAAAGUGUGUAAAGUUAUUAACACUAAGAGAAUCCACAGUGACGACGAUGACGAUAAUAUAAAUUCAAAACAUACAAAAAGACACACUAGUCAAGAUCGUCAAUCAACGAAAGAUAAAUCUGACAAAGGCGGUAGUCGUAAUUAUGAAGAGUUGAAAGUCGGUGAUCCAUACUAUUCGGGUGGAACUGCUUCUGAUAACCGUAAAAGUGGAGAUCGGUAUAAAGAUGAAUCUAGACAUAGAAGACGUCACAGGAGUAGAGAUCGUCAAGAAAAAGAAAACAGAUCUAGAAAUGCAGACGGCAAAAAAGAGGAACAAAUUGGAGCUCCAUACUAUUCGGGUGGAAUAGCAGGGAUUGAUGAACGGGAGAGCGGUGAAGAAACAAGCAGCGAUGAAGAUGAUAAAAUUGGACAACGGUACUAUUCCACAGAAACGGCAGAUACUCAAAGAAAGAAUAGUGAAAACUAUUGGAACAAAUAUGCAAAAAAAGAUAAAAGGCCAAAUGGUGACGUAAGCGAUGUACCAUUACAUCAGAAAAAAACCGUGGAACUACUUACAUCUAAAACUGGAGGUGCCUAUAUCCCACCUGCUAAAUUGAGAAUGAUGCAGGAAAGCAUCACAGAUAAGUCAAGUGCUGCAUAUCAAAGAAUUGCCUGGGAGGCAUUGAAGAAGUCAAUACACGGUUUAACCAACAAGAUAAAUGUAGACAAUAUAGGAAAAGUUACUAGAGACUUACUACGAGAAAAUAUUGUUCGAGGAAGAGGCUUACUUUGCCGGUCCAUAAUGCAAGCUCAAUUAGCUUCAACAACAUAUACCCACGUGUAUGCUGCUUUAGUGGCCAUCAUAAACACUAAAUUUCCAAACAUAGGAGAGUUAUUGUUAACAAGGUGUAUUGUACAAUUUAAAAGGGCAUAUCGUAGAAGUGAAAAAUCUCAAUGUUUAGGAUCAGUAACAUUUAUUGCUCAUUUGAUUAAUCAGAGUGUUGCACAUGAAAUAUUAGCUUUAGAGUUACUAACUCUAUUUGUGGAGACACCUACUGAAGAUUCCAUAGAAGUAGCUGUAGCAUUUUUGAAAGAAUGUGGGCAAAAAAUGAGCCAAGUCUCUAAAAAAGGAAUGAAUGCCAUUUUUGACAUGCUUCGGAAUAUAUUACAUGAUGGGCAACUUGAUAAAAGGGUUCAAUACAUGAUCGAGGUCAUGUUUCAAAUCCGCAAAGAUGGUUUCAAAGAUCAUCCAGCUGUAAUUGAACAACUUGAUUUAGUCCCAGAAGAGGAUCAAUUUACACACCUAUUGACUUUAGACUCUGCUAAAGAUACACAAGACAUUCUCAAUGUAUAUAAAUUUGAUACGGACUUUGAAAGUAAUGAAGAACGUUAUAAAUCAUUAAGAGCCGAAAUAUUAGGUUCGGACAAUGAAGAUGACAGUGCUUCAGAAAAUGAGGGUGAUGAUGAUGAUGAUGACGAUGACGAUGAUGAUGAAGAAGAUAACGGUGAAGAGAAAGAAGGAGAAGGUAAAGUUAUCAUUGAUAAUACAGAAACUAACAUGAUAUCUUUAAGAAAAACGAUUUACUUAACUAUACACUCUUCAUUGGAUUAUGAGGAAUGUGCUCAUAAACUGAUGAAAAUGCAGCUUAAGCCGGGCCAAGAGAUUGAAAUGUGUCACAUGUUUCUUGAUUGUUGUGGUGAACAAAGAACAUACGAAAAGUUUUUUGGCCUUUUAGCACAAAGAUUUUGUCAAAUAAACAAUGUGUUUAUUGAGCCAUUAGAAAAAAUAUUUAUUGACAGUUAUGCAACUGUUCACCGUUUAGAGACAAAUAAAUUACGAAAUGUAGCACGAUUUUUUGCGCAUUUAUUGUUCACCGACUCUAUUUCAUGGGCGGUUUUGUCGACAAUACAUCUUAAUGAAGAUGAAACCACUUCUUCUAGUAGAAUUUAUAUUAAAAUUCUUUUCCAAGAAUUAGCAGAACACAUGGGACUUAAUAAAUUGAAUGCUCGAGUUCAGAAUCCGGAAUUAAAACUAGCUUUUGAAGGAAUUUUCCCUAAAGACAACCCUAAAAAUACUAGGUUUUCUAUCAAUUUUUUCACCUCUAUUGGUUUGGGAGGUUUGACUGAUGAAUUGAGAGACUUUUUAAAAGUCCAACCAAAACAAGUUCCUGCUAUAGCUCAAAUCAUUGACCAGCUAUCAGAAUCAUCAGAUAGUGACAGUGACAGUAGUUCAAGUAGUAGCAGUAGUAGUAGCGACAGCAGUAGUAGUAGCAGCAGCAGUAGUGGUUCCAGCAAUAGCAGUAGCAGCAGCAGCAGCAGUAGCAAUAGUUCAAGCAACAAAAGUAAGUACUACAGAUAA
Messenger RNA from Macrosiphum euphorbiae (potato aphid), 2346 nucleotides. The record is from the annotation of a GenBank genome assembly. Lineage: Eukaryota; Metazoa; Arthropoda; Insecta; Hemiptera; Aphididae.